AAGCUGGCAUUCUGCGGUCAGCGGGAGUACAGAGUCGAUCGGAGAACGCUGGUCCCUCGCCGGUAGGAGGACCCUCCACGCCUGUCAUCGGGCCACCAGCGCCAGCGAUGAGGCUAUGCUCGGUGCUGGCAGUGUGGCUGCUAGUAGCCGUCUCCGGGGUGUGGGGCCAACCGCGGAGGAACCAGGACUCCCCCCCACAGCAACGGCGGUUGCUGCGGCCGUCAUGGCGACCGCGAAUCUCCUUCCCCUUGGACCCCACGUCGCCGACUGUGCCCGUCGUGUCCUCAGAGGUAAUCGACCAGGCGGCCAGGGAGGCGCACCGCGUCAUCGUCAAGCAGAAGGCUUUCGAGAAGGCCAAUGCAGCCAGAGGACUCAAGGCCUCCCCGGUUCCCGUGUGCCCGGCGUCCUCCAGACACAUGUCCACCCGCGUGGCCAAGGACAAGGCAAUCGCUAUGGACGAGAUGGCGCACCUCUUCGAGGAGACCACACGCAUCCUCUCGCACAAGAUGAAGAUGUUCUGGGAGGAUGAGUUCCACGGCCUGGCACGCACAGACCUUUCGGGCUCCCGUCUGCAGCUGGUGAAGGAGCAGUGCCACAGGCUGAGCAACGGUAUCUGCCGGCCGGGACCAUUCCGCGAGAUGGACGGCUCGUGCAACAACCUCGACCACUCGGACUGGGGAGUCGCCUUCAGCUGUAUGCGCAGGCUGCUGCCGCCCAGAUAUGCCGACGGCGUGUCGGCCCCUCGCAUCUCGGAGACCGGCGGCGAGCUGCCCAAUCCCCGACUGGUGUCGACCACGGUGCACGUGGACUUCGAUCGUCCCUCCCGCGAGACGAGCCACAUGCUCAUGCAGUGGGGGCAGUUCCUGGACCACGACUUUGCCCUGGCGCCCAUCUCCAGCAUACCGGGAGAGAUCAUUGACCUCGGAAAUCCGAAUGAUGUGAUCGACUGCUGCUCCCCGGAGACGCGCAGCUCUCCGCGCUGCUUCUCGUUCGACAUUCCGCCGACGGACCACUUCUUCGGCAAGUACGGCGAGCAUUGCAUGAACUUCCCUCGCUCGGCCAGGUGCCCGCUCUGCAGCCUCGGUCCCCGGCAGCAGAUCGACUCCCUUACUUCAUUCGUGGAUGGCUCGCAAGUCUACGGGAGCUCUUUGGAGGAUAGCCUCAAGCUACGAACACUUCAGGGAGAUGGCCGUCUCAAGUUCGACGUGGGUAGGCGGGGCGACAUGAUACUGCCGGCGAGCUUCCAUCCGCACGAGGACCAGUGCAGCCGCCCCGAGCAUGGCGACCUCUGCUUCCGGGCGGGCGAUGAGCGCGUCAACGAGCAGCCGGGCCUGACGGCCAUGCACACGCUCUGGCUCAGGCAACACAACUUCGUCGCCGGAAAGCUAGCAGGCCUCAACCCGCACUGGGACGACGAGCGCAUCUUCCAGGAGGCAAGGCGCAUCGUAAUCGGCCAGAUGCAGAUGAUCACGUACGACGAGUUCCUGCCCCUGGUUGUAGGCAAGUCCUUCCAUCGGGAGUUCGGUUUGGAGGUCCUGCCGUACGGCUACACGACGUACAACAAACAGAUCGACCCGUCUAUCCUGAACGAGUUCGCGGGAGCGGCCUAUCGCUUCGGCCACACCAUCCUCAACGGGGACUUCAUGCAGAUCGACUCCCGGGGGCGCAUCUCCCGCGUCAAGCUGCAAGACAACUUUUUCAAGCCGUUCGAGUUCCGUGACGGUAUGAUGGAGCGUAUCGUGCGCGGUCUGGCCAAGCAGACCUCGCAGACCUUCGACAACUUCAUCACCAACGACGUGACCAACCACCUGUACCGGCUCACGAAUGAGUCGUUCGGGCUGGACCUUAUCUCGCUGAACAUUCAGCGAGGCAGGGACCACGGCAUUCGGGGAUACACCGACUACCUCAAGGGCUGCUUCGGCCUCAGGGUCACAAAGUUCGAGGACCUGGACAGCGCCAUGCCCAGGCCCGUCAGGGAGCGGCUCCAGAGGCUGUACACGCAUGUGAACGACAUUGACCUUUUUACGGGUGGUGUGUCGGAGUACUCUCUCCCCGGCGGCGUUGUGGGACCCACCUUCGGCUGCAUCCUGGGCAUCCAGUUCUGGAGACUCAAAUACGGGGAUCGCUACUACUUCGAGCACGGCGGCCAAGCCGGCUCCUUCACCCCAGCCCAGCUGACAGAACUGAGAAGGACAACCCUUUCGAAAAUCAUAUGCGACAACAGCAUCGGUCACCAAUCAGCACAGAGAUACGUCUUCAGGACCAUCUCGGACAGCAAUCCAGAGGUUCCAUGCUCCAGCUUGCCUGUGAUGAACAUGGAUGCCUGGAUCGAGAUCCCAGUCCGUUCGUAGUCCCCAGCCAGCGAGAGAGUUGUUCUCCGGACCUUCUGGCCUUCCCGUAGGGGUCUCCGGCACGACCACUGAGGGCCGCCGUGGCUCCGAGCGAGAGCAGCAACGCGCCCCGCGGCCCAAGCGGCGCGCCCGGCACCGCGUGCCAAACAGGGCCGAGCCCAAUAAAGACUGCCGUUCUUCCUCUC
This is a messenger RNA of Ixodes scapularis (black-legged tick), 2536 nucleotides long. RefSeq names its product peroxidase. The coding region runs from base 108 to 2351 and encodes 747 amino acids. Lineage: Eukaryota; Metazoa; Arthropoda; Arachnida; Ixodida; Ixodidae. The transcript has 12 exons. Gene Ontology annotation, molecular function: heme binding; peroxidase activity. Gene Ontology annotation, biological process: response to oxidative stress. The record is from RefSeq and is a predicted model, not a curated record.